AUGGGAGGGCCCAGGAAGAAGAAAAAAGCAGAAAAUUCAGAGGGCGUGCGCGCAGAAUAUUUGCACUUUCUGCGGAGGUUUGAGAAGUGCCGCCUCUAUGAAGGACAGAAGAUGUUUAUAAAAGACGCCACGGAUGCGAUAGAAAAGGGCGCACUUGCGAUUCUGGAGAGUCCAACGGGAACGGGGAAGACCAGAUCCAGCCUAUUGUCUGCUAUGUACUAUGUGCGAGGCGCGGAGGCUCUUCCGGAGGGGGUUUCGCAGGAAAAUCUGGCUCUUCUAAGGGAAAUUUACGGGAGGUCGAAUAAGCACGUUGUUUAUGCGUGCAGGACGCACGGGCAGCUGGUACAGGUUGCGAAGGAGCUGGAAGCCCUAAACAAAAUAGGGGGGCUUUCGGUGACGGGCGUAGUUCUUGGGGCGAGGCGGCACACGUGCAUGCACCCGAAGGCGAGAAAGUCCCAGGACGUAAACAACCUCUGCAGAGUCCUGGUGAAGAACAAGAAGUGCGAGUUCUACAGCAACUUCCUGGCAGAGAGUGCCGCCUCUGGGAGAAGGAGGGAAAAGUGCGAAAUAUCGAUAGAAGAUGCAGUGCAGCGGGGGAGCGGCUGCAGAGUGUGCCCGCACUUCUACUUGAAGAGGGAGGCAAAAACUUCGUCUAUUAUAAUUCUGCCGUACUCUCUUUUGCUGCAGAAGGACUUUUUCGGGGAAAUAGGGAUAGAAAUGCGCGAAACAGUUUUGGUAGUUGAUGAGGCGCACAACUUGUGCGGGUCCGUGCUGGAAGAGAACACGGUGACUGUGGAGUACUCUGAGGUCGAAAGUGUUUUGCCGUUUUUCUCGGAGUACAUGGAGAAGAAGGAGGGCGUGCACAGAACAGAGCUUCUGGAGGUGUUUAUAUUCAUGUCUGCCUUGAUUGUGCGGGUUUCCGAGCAGGAAAGGAUCUUCCAUGUGAACAGGUUUUUGCUGGAGGGAGGGCUAGACCAAACAAACUUGCUGGAGGUGGCGCGGGUGAUUGAAGAGCGCUCUCUCCCCAGUAGGAUAUUUCCCGUGAGCGCAGAAGACGUGCAGAACCGAAAGGAGAGCGCGCUCAGAAAAGUCGGGAAACUUAGCAGGCUUCUUGGAGAGUGCGACAAAAACAGUUAUCUGAUCGUGGAUAAAAACGCGAUAUCUUUCCGAAAUAUAUACCCGCAUGGGUACCUGGAGUACCUUUCCGAGGUGAAGAGCAUCAUAGCAGUGGGCGGAACCCUAAACCCAUCCGCAGAGAUUAGCGGACUUUUCCAGAGAGAGUGCAUAAGCAAAGCGUACCCCGCAGUGUGCAAAAAUCUGGUUGUGGGCAUCUGCCAGGACUUCCUCUUCACAUACGCAAGAAGGAGCCAGGAGGCGGAAAGGGCGCUCUCCCUGGCCCUCGCCCACUACAGAAGAGUCAAAUCAGGGGGAAUUCUUCUUUUUGUGCAGUCAAAAAGCGUCCUCUCUGAAAUGAAAAAGUGUUUAGAAGAGAAAAACUUGGACGGGUUUUUGUUUGAGGGGGAUGCUGAAAUGAGCACGUACAAAAGUGCUCUCGCUAGGAGGAAAAAGGCUAUCAUGGUGUGCGUUCUUGGGGGCAAUUUCAGCGAGGGAAUCAACUUUAACGACGAGCUGUGCCGUGUUCUAAUAGUGUGCGGAAUACCUCUUCCGCAGCCAACGGAGGAAACCCAGCUAAUCGAGAAGCACCGAGGAAGCGAGCACUUUAUAGAUAAGGGCUUGCAAGUGGUGAAUCAGGCCAUAGGAAGGUCGGUUCGAACGAGAAGCGACUACAGCUACGUGGUGCUUCUGGAUAGAAGGUUUGCAAAGUACAGGGAAAAGCUCUCCCACUGGAUGCAGCCGCACAUAAAAUGCAUAGACAGCGCCCAGACUGUUGAUGAAGCUUCAAAGUGUCUCUCUGAAUGGGAAAAAAACUACAAGGAAUAG
Molecule: messenger RNA, 1941 nt
Organism: Nematocida major
Lineage: Eukaryota; Fungi; Microsporidia
Product: chromosome transmission fidelity protein 1
Exons: 1
Coding region: 1-1941 (646 amino acids)
Biological process (GO): nucleobase-containing compound metabolic process
Molecular function (GO): DNA helicase activity; DNA binding; hydrolase activity, acting on acid anhydrides, in phosphorus-containing anhydrides
Source: RefSeq, a predicted model, not a curated record